This is a messenger RNA of Sphenostylis stenocarpa, 1731 nucleotides long. Lineage: Eukaryota; Viridiplantae; Streptophyta; Magnoliopsida; Fabales; Fabaceae. The record is from the annotation of a GenBank genome assembly.
UGACGAGUGCAUGGGGUGCGAAGAAUUGGGAUGUGAGUUUCGUGGAAGACAUUUACGUGGAAAGGAAAGUGGGCGGGCCGUGGUUAGGUUUUGGUGGUUGGGUGCCUCCGUUUGAUCCUCAUGAAGAAGCUCGUGUGGAGCUUCAGUACAAGAACGAAGAUACGAACUUGUUUCAGAAGAUUCCAAAGACUACGAGAAAGAUUCAGCAAUUGAAUGGAUUUUACCAUGACCCUAAUGCUGGCUGGUACUAUAGCAGCAGAGAUUGUGCUUAUUAUAAAUUUGAGGAUGGGAAUUAUGUACUUUUAGAUUCCAACAAGGACGAUAGUACAGACACAUAUCUGUGCAAGGAAACUACCACAGAAAAUCCUCAACAGAUUCAUGAUGGAAAUAAUAACGUGGAUUAUCCUUCCUUUCUUGAAAGUAAAUCUGAAACUAACCAACAGACAGGAACCCUCGCUAAUGAAGCACUUGAUGUCCAACUUGUGAAAAGCCACCUCCACCACCAUCAGAAUGGUACCAUGCACAUCCUUAUUAUGUUGAUGACUUUUACGUUCAAACUUUUCGAAUGUAAAUUAGUCAUUCUGCGAACUAACAGGUUAGAGGAUACGCUUAUUGAUCUUUACUUAUCUGGCUACAAGAAUAUAGCAGUUGGUGAAGCUGAUGCAGUGACAGUGCCACUGGAAACAGAUGAGAGUUAUAACUCGGUAGCAGCUGAUGGUCUCAAAACCUAUGAUGUGGAAGGUGAUUGGAUCCGAAACCAAGUGGGUGAAAAUGGCUUAGCUGAUGAGAAAAGUACUGUAGAUGAAGGUAUAGCUUAUAGCAAUACUUACGAACUGGAAGAGGGUGAGUGGAUUCCGGACAUGGAGGAUGAAUGUGACAUAGAUGAUAGAAGUAAUAUAAAUGAAGGUAUGUUGUUGGAUGAAGAGAAAUGGCGAGCUCAAUAUGGUCAAGUUACUGAAUCAGUGAAAGAGUUGGUUUCAGAUGUUCCAAUAGUGGACUUGUGGGAUUGGGAAAUGGUUAUGGGAUCCAAAAGAGAUGGAAAAGAUAAAGUGACAAGGUUGGUUGGAAGAUUGGUGAAACCAUAUGCAAAACAACAUCCAUCUAUCCCUUCUGGUGGAGGAAAAUUAAGAUCUGCUCCCAUCUGUGAAACACAUCUUGAUCUGGUACGAGUUAAAACAGGACAAGUGUACAGAUUGCGAAAUCCUAGUGCAAAAUACGUGGCUUCAUUAUCAACUUAUGAUUCUUCCAAUCCAACAAAACAUUGGGAUUUUCCCCAGAUAACACCUAAUCGAAAAAUUAUUCAUCCCUCGAACUCCAGUGAAACCUCUGCUUCAGUUUUGGAUGAAAUCACUGUAGAGAAGGAUUUGUCUGCGUUGCCAACUCAGCCCUCUGCUUCUAAGCAAAUAAAACAUCAAUACAGAGAUAGGGCUGCUGAAAGAAGAAUAUUGCAUGGUGGCUUCGGCAUGGGUCCAGGACAGAAGAAUGUGCCAGAUAAUACGCCGACUUCACCCAAUGAUGGUUGUCCUCAAGAAGCUGCAUCAGAGGCCUUGGAGAUGUCAUUUGGAGCAGGUAGUUAUGCCAGAAAACUUCUAAAAAACAUGGGUUGGAAAGAGGGGGAAGGGCUUGGAAGUUCUACGAAGGGCAUGGUGGAGCCUAUUCAACCAGUUGGAAAUGUUGGCACUGCAGAAUCACGCAAUCACCAAGUUUUUGGCUAUGAUGAAUUUGCACCAA